UACCGCUGCUGUGCCGUUGUUUGAGAUCGUUUGAAUGGCUUACGGGGCGAGUACGGCGAGCGUGUACCAACUGCUGCUGCUGCUGCUGCCACGACCGCAAAAUGGCUAGAUUCUACCAGACGGCUACAUUCGGCAAACUGUUUCACAAAUGGAUUGAAGGGGAAAGACGCCAUGACGCCAGUAGCAGCAGCAGCCGUCGUAGCCGCAGCCACAUCGCAGUAGCUGCCCCAUCAACAACAUCAACGCACCAUACCCGAGCCCACCGCAGGCCGUCGCCCACUAGCAGCGUUCACCGCCGGGUCGCCAACGUACACCGCACACGCCGCGCUCACAACCGCCACGGAACGGACCGGAGCCAUGAACGAGUCGGAGUGUGCCAGCCUGCUCGCAUCCGUACAGUGGACGGAUCCGACCAAUCUGGUCUCGCUGGCGGUGCUCGCGUUCAUCAACGUGCUCGUCAUCGUCGGCAACUGUCUGGUGAUUGCGGCCGUGCUCUGCUCGCACAAGCUGCGCAGCGUAACCAAUUUUUUCAUCGUUAGUCUAGCCGUUGCUGAUUUAUUAGUCGGAUUAGCUGUAUUGCCAUUUUCGGCCACCUGGGAGGUGUUUAAGGUUUGGAUAUUCGGUGACGUCUGGUGCCGUAUCUGGCUGGCGGUCGAUGUCUGGAUGUGUACGGCCUCGAUCCUGAACCUGUGCGCCAUCUCGCUGGACCGGUACGUCGCCGUUACCCGUCCAGUCACCUAUCCGAGCAUAAUGUCGACCAGGCGCGCCAAGUCGCUCAUCGCCGGGCUGUGGGUGUUGUCCUUCGUGAUCUGCUUUCCGCCGCUGGUCGGGUGGAAGGAACAGAAAGUGAAAGAGAACGUUUAUUAUCAAUACGGAAACUACACACUGGUGUCGGUGACACCGUCCCCUGCGCCUCCACUUCCCUGUCCCUGGACGUGUGAGCUGACGAAUGACGCCGGUUACGUCGUCUAUUCGGCGCUCGGUUCCUUCUACAUUCCCAUGUUCGUGAUGCUGUUCUUCUACUGGCGGAUCUAUCGAGCAGCCGUCCGGACGACACGCGCCAUCAAUCAGGGCUUUCGCACCACCAAAGGCAUGGGCAAUCGAUUCGAUGACAAUCGGCUCACGCUACGGAUACAUCGGGGCCGUGGUUCGACAAGCGCACCACUGCACGAAUCGCCGCACAGCAAUGGCAGCACGCACAGCACCACCACAAGCAUCGGUAGCGCAUCGCCCGAGCGGCUGUCACGCUACUCGACCCGCGGCAAACUGGCCGCCCACGGUACCGGACCACAUCCGACGGCCCAUCACGAGAAGAUUAAAAUAUCCGUCUCGUACCCGUCGACGGAGAAUGUGGCCCAAAGCUGUCAUGCCGAUUCGUCGUCGGCCGGCACGUCUACGGUGGCCGGUGGUGGGGCGGGCAGUUCCGGUACCGCCGGCACGAAGCUACUGUACGCCGUCCACUACUCAUCGGCGAACGGGCGCGAAAGCAACGCGUCCCAGAUCUUUCGCCGACCGUCCAAAGAGCAACAGAUCGGUAGCGUUCUCGGUGGUUCGACCCAGUACCUGACCGUGUCGGAGCAGCAGCAGCAGCAGCAGCACCGGGAGCGUGGCAGCAGCUUCCUUUCGCCCCGGGCCAGCAAACGGAUGGGUAAGCGCAACAUCAAGGCGCAGGUGAAACGGUUCCGGAUGGAGACGAAGGCGGCCAAAACGUUGGCCAUCAUCGUGGGGCUGUUUGUGCUCUGCUGGUUGCCGUUCUUCACGAUGUACCUGGUGCGCCCGUUCUGUGACGACUGCAUCAACGAGCUGCUGUUCUCGAUCGUGUUCUGGAUCGGGUACUGCAACUCCGCCAUCAAUCCGAUGAUUUACGCACUCUUCUCCAAGGACUUUCGGUUCGCGUUCAAGCGCAUCAUCUGCCGGUGUUUCUGCUCGGGCGGCCGGUUCCCGGGCGCGGUCGGUAGUCGCCGCGGUUCGGACAUGUCGCAGAUGAGGGCGCACGGUGGCCGGACGCCCAGCAUCUCGCCGAGCGCUGCCGCCCAAUCGCUGUGCGAUGAUAGCGAUCCGGUUGGGGGCGACCUGUCCGACUCUAGAUGACGAACGUCGUAUGCGCCCAGCAUCAGCUCCACCUCGAGUCCGGGCUGUGGAAUGAUGCUGCUAGCGAACACUGGCAGUGG
Messenger RNA from Anopheles maculipalpis, 2171 nucleotides. RefSeq names its product octopamine receptor Oamb (gene Oamb). Gene Ontology annotation, cellular component: membrane. Gene Ontology annotation, molecular function: G protein-coupled amine receptor activity. The transcript is spliced from 5 exons. The record is from RefSeq and is a predicted model, not a curated record. The coding region runs from base 358 to 2091 and encodes 577 amino acids. Lineage: Eukaryota; Metazoa; Arthropoda; Insecta; Diptera; Culicidae. Gene Ontology annotation, biological process: adenylate cyclase-activating adrenergic receptor signaling pathway.